Molecule: messenger RNA, 198 nt
Organism: Sclerotinia sclerotiorum 1980 UF-70
Lineage: Eukaryota; Fungi; Ascomycota; Leotiomycetes; Helotiales; Sclerotiniaceae
Exons: 2
Coding region: 1-198 (65 amino acids)
Source: RefSeq, a predicted model, not a curated record
AUGACAUUGCGGAGCCCGGCUCUUACCCACUUACUUUACCGUAGGGCUAUAUGUAGUGGAUGGGCUGCAUUCAAUGCCGAGAUUGUGCAGUAUUCUUCGCUUGGCUGCGUUGCGAAGUCGGGAUGGAGGCAGCCACACAGCCACACAGCCACUGGACAACUUCGUAUAUAUCGUAUCCGUGUAAUCAUGACAUUAUAA